Molecule: messenger RNA, 1578 nt
Organism: Monopterus albus (swamp eel)
Lineage: Eukaryota; Metazoa; Chordata; Actinopteri; Synbranchiformes; Synbranchidae
Gene: ap1s3a
Product: adaptor related protein complex 1 subunit sigma 3a
Exons: 6
Coding region: 248-709 (153 amino acids)
Biological process (GO): vesicle-mediated transport; intracellular protein transport
Cellular component (GO): membrane coat; AP-1 adaptor complex
Molecular function (GO): clathrin-cargo adaptor activity
Source: RefSeq, a predicted model, not a curated record
UGAGCGCACUGAAUUCUGGGAAGAUAAACAUCGUCUCCGCAUCUUAAAAUGUACAGGAUACAGUAGUAUACCCUAGGUAGGAUUCUGGGGGUACUGUUUAUUAUAAGCCUGUAGGAUUUGAAUUUGGGUGACUUCGGACGGCUGUGAUAAAAUGGCAGAUGCAGUGCUGCACCUCAGGGCAAAGAGCUCUCAUUAAUUACCCUUCCACAACACAAGCAUUGUAUUUAUUGUGUUAUUGCAUUCAAAGAUGCACUUUCUGUUGCUGUUCAGUCGGCAGGGGAAGCUGCGACUGCAGAAAUGGUUCACACCAUUAACAGACCGGGAGAAGAAGAAAGUGAUCCGGGACAUGAUGAUGUUAGUGUUAGCCCGUCCACAACGCUUCUGCAACUUCCUCCAGUGGAGGGACCUGAAGAUUGUUUACAAGAGGUACGCCAGUCUGUAUUUCUGUGCUGCUCUGGACAACCAGGAUAACGAGCUGCUGACCCUUGAAGUGCUGCACAGAUAUGUUGAGUUGCUGGAUAAAUACUUUGGCAAUGUGUGUGAGUUGGACAUCAUUUUCAACUUUGAGAAGGCUUACUUCAUCCUGGACGAAUUCCUGAUGGGAGGAGAAAUCUUAGAAACUUCCAAAGCAGCUGUGGGUGUAUGCCUGGAGGAGGCGGACACACUCCAGGAGACCGUGGAGGAAUAUAUGAGUAAACCUGCCUACUGAGCCAAGAGAGGAUGCAAAUAUGUCACAUUUCAAGACUUGAACCAAAAAGUUUGGAAUAUUUGUUCAUGACUAAUAGUGAGUCAUUUGGCACAGUACUGUGAUCAUACAAAUCCACAGUCCUGAUGAUUUGUUCAUGCUUAAAGCUACAGCAUGCAACUUAAGCUAGCAUUAACAUGAAACUCAAAAUCAGUCUGCCACGCACUGCCCAGCUCUUCAGAUAUUUGUAAUUAUGAAGUUACAAGAAAUGAGAAUACAACAAAACUUACUGAUCAAGCAGAAAUAAUUGAUCAUCUUUGAUUGGUUAAAGAGGUUAAUCCUGCUCAAAACCUUUUAGAAACUAAUAUCUCUGCACUGCUGCCAGUGCUGUUCAGUGAGUCUGGGUCACAGGAGGCUUCGACAGUACCUCAUCACAUAAAGACAAGUUCUGGAGCAGAUUUCUACAACAAAAAUAUUUGAAAAAGUAACAUACUGUAGCUUUAAACUUUAAGAAUUCUAAUUGUCAUUGCACCUAUAAGUGCCUUUCAAGCCUCAUAUUUAUCAAUCUCAGGGUUUUAUGACAGGAGGUACGUCCUUUUUUCCAGUUUAUCCUAAUAAUUUUUGAUAUUUAAAGAUCACAGUUAAUGCACGUUUAUGUUUCUGCAGCUGCACAGUGAGUAAAUAAAUAAACACUACACAGUAAGGAAAAAAUAAAGUCAAUGCUUUAUUAACCUCAGUUAUAUCACAUAAGAUCACAUUUAAGUAAGAAUGACCAAAAAACACAAGUGAAUCUAAGGGAUCCAACACUGAUUUUGGUUGUGUGUGCGUUUUAAUAUUAGGCUGGUGAGUCACAUGUACUGGUUGUUAAGUGUUGUUGAGCAACAUAUUAAAAA